This is a messenger RNA of Eupeodes corollae, 708 nucleotides long. RefSeq lists its product as uncharacterized. The coding region runs from base 1 to 708 and encodes 235 amino acids. The record is from RefSeq and is a predicted model, not a curated record. Lineage: Eukaryota; Metazoa; Arthropoda; Insecta; Diptera; Syrphidae. The transcript has a single exon.
AUGGAUAAAAUACGCGCAGAAGAAAUUGACAAAAUUAUUUCAGCGGAAAUUCCAGAUCCGAAUGUUGAUCCAGAAUUGUUUAACAUUGUUACUACAAAUAUGAUCCAUGGUCCAUGUGGCACUCAAAACAUGAUGUCGCCAUGUAUGGAUAAUGGAAAAUGUACAAAACGUUUUCCAAAACCAUGUGAAACUGAUACUAUCACCAAUAUGGACGGUUAUCCAUCUUAUCGACGUAAAGACGUAGACAAUCGUGGUCAAUCAUAUGAAUUGCGUCUGUCAAAUGGCGUGAGAGUAGAUAUUGAUAAUCGCUGGGUAGUUCCAUAUUCGCUAUUGCUGUGCAAAACCUACAAAGCGCACAUAAACGUUGAACUAUGCAGUUCGGUGAAGUCUAUCAAAUACAUUUGUAAGUAUGUUCACAAGGGUAGUGAUAAAGCUAUAUUUGCUGUUCAAAAUGUAAACGACAAUGACGAAAUAACACGUUAUCAAAUGGGUCGAUACAUAAGUAGCAACGAAGCUAUUUGGCGCAUUCUUACGUUCCCUAUACUUAUACAUGAAAGGGAUCCUGUUGUUAUACAUUUGGCUGUGCAUCUUGAAAACGGACAGCGUGUUUACUUUACAGAAGAAACUGCACUACAACAGGCUUUGACUUCUCCAAAAACAACCUUUGUAGUCGACAAGAUGCUGUUGGUCAAUUCGAAAGGACGUUGA